UGAUCUUUGUCUCUUCACGCGCUGCAUUACACAGAAAAUGUUGCAUUUUUAUCUUCAGGGUUUCCUUUCUUUAAUUCUGGUAAGGGUCGUAUCAGGAUGCAGAGGUACUGAGACCGUGAUAGCGGUUAAAGAAGAAGAUGUAGCUCUAUCUUGUCUCAGUCCAAAUGAGACCGAUCCAGUCAAGUACAGAUACAAAUGGACAAAGUAUGCUACAGAUACCAAUGAGCCGAAGGAUAUAUAUAAGUGGCUGAGUAAAAACAAUCAGCCGUCAAAAUGGGAGGUUGAUGGAAAUGAACAAAAGUGCCUUUUUCUGAGAAAAUCCCAAAAGUCUGAUGAAGGACUUUACACUUGUGAAAUGUGGGAAGGAUGGGACCUCAUUUUGGCCAAAAACAUAUCUUUGAAAAUAAAAGAUUGCAAAAUCCUUGAAUCUGUGAAGGCAGCACCCAGUAGGUUUGCUCAGCUAAACUGCCCAGUAAACAUAACAUUAGGACCUCAAAACAUCUCCUGGGCAAUGCAGAAAGGAAACAGUCGCUUUUCUAUCGACUCUAAAAGAGCCAAACCUAAUGGCACAACUCUGAUUUUCCAGUCUGUGACCCACAGUGAUGGUGGCUGGUAUAGAUGCAGUUACAUGCUUGGUCAAACUCAGCGCUGCUUUGACACCAAUCUACAUGUCCAAGAGGAAGAUGGUUUCAUGGCCACGACAGCGCUGAAUGUUGCAACAAAAACCCUGACAAGUCUGUCAGAACCAACAGGCAAAAAGACUUCACUGACAAACAGAAUGGAAGAGCAUGACUCUCUCACUCUAGUUGUGGUCUUAGUCAUUUUGGGGAUUAUUAUUUUUGGUGCAUUGACAGGCUUUUUUGUGUACCACAAAUGCAAAACCCAGAGAGUCGCACAACUGCAGCAGAGGCACUUUGAGGGUAAUCGUUUGUCGAUGUAUGAGAAUGUUUCACCUUUGAUGGAAUCUUCAACCCGAGUCAACAGUCUGUACCAUAUGCCAGAUGAAACCUUGGUUACUUUCAAAAAGUAGCCACUUUCAUGAACAAGAAGAUUCUCCUCUGUGGCUUUCUCAUCUUUGCUAUAUGGUGUGAAUUAUCAAAUGUGGAUCGCGGUUAAAAAAAAUUCAAGAGUGUAUAAUCUAAUCAUUUAGACCAGUGGUUCCCAAAGUGUGGGCCACGGCCCACCAGGUAGGCCGCAUUAAUAACAGGAAUUCAGUUUGAAAUUACUCACAAGUCUGCAUAGUUACAUAUUUAAAUAAAUGUAUUUAUUUAUAUAAAAAGUGAAUUAAAACUGGUAAUAAGAGGCGCUCAUUACUUUGAUCUAAAUUUACUGUUCUUGUAUUGAAGUUUGUGGCAUUAGCACGUUACAUAUGACUGGGUAGCAGUAUUUUUUUUUAAUCAAAUU
Archocentrus centrarchus (flier cichlid) is the source of this 1404-nucleotide messenger RNA. RefSeq lists its product as uncharacterized. Lineage: Eukaryota; Metazoa; Chordata; Actinopteri; Cichliformes; Cichlidae. The coding region runs from base 38 to 1030 and encodes 330 amino acids. The record is from RefSeq and is a predicted model, not a curated record. The transcript has 8 exons.